Molecule: messenger RNA, 6834 nt
Organism: Perca fluviatilis (European perch)
Lineage: Eukaryota; Metazoa; Chordata; Actinopteri; Perciformes; Percidae
Product: protein TANC1-like
Exons: 29
Coding region: 138-5831 (1897 amino acids)
Molecular function (GO): protein binding
Source: RefSeq, a predicted model, not a curated record
GGAGGUGAAGCAAUCCUUAAUUGGACUCCGCGUGUAAAUGGUCUUUCACCAGCUUCCUGUGGAUUUAUGUGAAGACAUGCAGGCAUCAAAGAAGACUUAAGAGCAGGCAGUAUAGGCUGCGAAGCAACAGCCCAGCUAUGUUCAGAGCAGUGUUUGGAAACAAGAAAGAUGGAGGAGGAAAAGGAGGAGAAAAAAAGAAUAAGGGACAUCCAGGUGGUGAGGUGUACACUCACAGCACCUUGCAGAGGGGAAGUGCCGGGCGUGCCAAACACUUCCGGGACCAUGACAGUGGCUACACUGAAAGCCCGGUAAAACCGAGGAAGAGACUGACCAAGGUUGCGUCCAUUUCUUUACCGUCCUCCCCGCUUCUCCCUCGCCAGGCCGACAUAGUUCCCUCCCAGUCGUGCAUCAAGUUCACAGGACGGGUAAGGAAGCUGGAGUUUGUGGAUGGCUCUUCCAACGCGAGAGAACCUCUUGUCUUUGCCUCGUGCCGUGGCAAGACAGACCACAGAGACCUCCACGUGGAGCCCCAGCCGGGCUCCUCCCUUUCUACCCAGGAACUGAUGACCAGACUAUGCUUCUUAUUGGGAGAAGCAACGCCCGGCACUGCUAGCUCUCCUAUGGAGGACAGGAGGGAAAAGAAGUGUGAUACCUCUGCCCAGGGGGGGAGUCCCAGCUCCACUCUUACCUGCAGCACUGCCUCCCCCUGUUCAGAGAGCCCCUCUUCCACCCUGAGCACUAGUGCUGGAGGCCAGCCUUUUCCCCAGCCUUUACCCUUACCUUCACCCCACUGCAGCUCCAGCACCAGCCCCAGUGGAACCCUCUCCAACUCCGUACCCAGUUCUGCUCCUGGACCCAUCACCAGGAGCAGCCCUGGGCCUCCUUCUCAAAGCCCCACCUCCACCCUGGGGAGCAAGGACAGUGGAAUCAUAGCAACCAUCACUAGUUCCUCUGAGAAUGAAGAGCGCGGCGCCUCUAGUGAGGUUCUGACUAGGAAUAAAAGCCCAGGGGGCGGUGCUGGUGUAAUGGGCCAUGCAAACGAGGACCGCCAUCCCGGGCCAACAAGGGACAACCUGACCACCCAACCAGAUGAGGCCUUACCUAGAACUGACAUCAUGGAGCCCAGGACUCCACCAGCACCGAAAAGACCCCUCCCACAGCACCACCUACACAGCACUUCCUCCCUUGUGAUGCCCCGUCCAAAUUCUGUGGCAGCAACCAGCUCCACUCGACUGGACGAUUUGAGUUAUCUGGACAACCACAGGGCUGCUGGACACAGGAGCUCCGUCCGCAAACACAACACAGCUGGACGCACAAAUGAUGACUCCAAAGGGAGAUUAGUGCCAUUCAAACAAGCUGACAUCAUGCUAAAACCGCUGCUGUUUGAAGUCCCCGGCAUCACCGCAGAGACACCUUUUGUUGGCCGGGAUUGGCUCUUCACACGUCUGGAGGAGGUCCUGAGAAAAACAAGCAGCUGUGAGGGCCGCGGUGCCGUCAUUGUGGGUAACGCAGGAUCCGGCAAGACUGCUAUCAUCUGGCGGUUGGUGACGCUCAGCUGUCAUGCCAUGCACACGCCACAGGGAGGUCCCAGCAUCCCUCACAGCCCCAGCACCUCCCCUAAAUGUGGGGAUAAGCAGGGAAAAGCCGCCUCCAAACCAGCUGAUUCCCAGCUUAACCAGAGUGCUGUUGCAGGAACAAGUGAUGCAGCACAGAGGAAGGAGGUUGUCAGAUGCCUAGCUGCCAAGGUGGUAGCCUAUCAUUUCUGCCAGGCUGACAACACCUACACCUGCCUGGUACCAGAGUUUGUGCACAGUGUCGCCGCCCUAUUGGCCAGAGCGCCACAGCUCGCCCCGUACAGGGAGCUGCUGGUACAAGAGCCUCACCUACAAAACACACUCAGCCUGCGAUCCUGCGUUCAAGACCCCAUUGCUGCCUUCCGAAAGGGCAUCCUGGAGCCCAUAGCCAGCCUGCGCAAGGAGCGCAGACUACCUGAAGAAGACUACAUCAUAUUGGUCGACAGCCUUAAUGAGGCAGAAUUCCAUAAACCAGACUAUGGGGACACCAUUGCCACUUUCAUUACCAAAAUAAUCUCAAAAUUUCCCAUCUGGCUGAAGUUGGUGGUCACGGUCAGGACAGGCCUGUUGGAAAUCACUACACUUCUUCCCUUCUCUGGCAUCUCUCUGGACAUCCUGCCAGACAGCAGUGAUCUGGGAGCUGACCUGAGUGACUACAUCCAUCACCGGGUCAGCAGCAGCACCCAGGUCGCCGCUAACGUCACCACACCCACAGGCUCGGCCCCUGAUCAGCUGCUCCUCAGCAAGUUCAGCAGCCACCUGUCAACACGGAGCAACGGCUCCAUCCUCUACCUUCAGCUGACCCUGGAUCUGUUUCACAAGGGGCACCUGGCUCUGAAAGGUGGAAACUACCUGGUGGUGCCUGUGUCGCUGUCAGAGGUGUACCUGCUGAUGUGUCACGUGAGCUUUCCGGAUAAAGAGGUCUUUGAACGGGUACUUCCGGUGCUAAAUGUGGCACUGGCGUCUCUGCACCCACUGACUGAUGAACAAAUGUUCAGGGCGCUGAAUGCAGGCAGUGUGAGGGGGGAGCUGGAGUGGAAAGACUUCCAGCUGAGAUUAGACAGCCUGGCUGGAUUUAUGGUGAGACGUAGGGAUGGCACCCGGAUGCUGUGUCAUCCCUCCUUCAGAGAGUGGCUGGUUUGGAGAGCAGAUGGAGAGAGCAGUGACUUUCUCUGUGAACCUAGGAGUGGCCACGCUCUCCUGGCCUUCAUGUUCUCCAGACAGGAGGGCAAACUGAACCGGCAGCAGACAAUGGAGCUGGGACACCACAUCCUCAAGGCUCACAUAUUCAAGGGUCUGAGUAAGAAGACAGGUGUGUCCUCCAGCGUUCUUCAGGCAAUGUGGGUGAACUGCAGUACAGACAGUCUGUCCGCUGCGCUGGCCUCCCUGAGGAACCUAUAUACACCUAACAUCAAGGUAAGUCGUCUGUUAAUGCUAGGUGGCGCUAGCGUGACCUGGUGUACAGAGGUGGUUGGACAUGCCCCAAUUCUGGCCGUCCACGCCCACCUGGGGCAUGUGGAGAUGGUAGCUCUGCUGCUUGAAAUGGGCGCGCCAGUAGAUGGGACUACUGACAGUGGCAUGACGCCCCUCUGUCUGGCCGUCGCUGCAGGACACGUCGACAUCGUCAGCCUGCUCUGCAAAAAAGGGGCCAAGGUGGGCCUUGCUGAUAAGACUAGCCAGUGUGCGCUGGUCCAUGCUGGGCUGAAGGGCCAUGCAGAAAUCAUCAACAUCUUGCUGGGCCAGGAUUGGGGAGCAGAUAUCCCCACUGACCCACAGCAGCACCACAGCAAUGAAACUGUGACUGGGAAAACACAGGCAGCACAGCAGGCGAUUACAGCCGCAGCUAGUGUGGGACACACACAGGUGGUGAAGAACUUGCUGGACUUGAAAGAUGAACAGCUGGCAGUGCAGAUGGACGCUCACGACUCUCUCUGGGGAGAAACGGUGCUGAGCGCGGCAGCAGGAAGAGGGAGGAUGGAGGUGUGCGCGUUCCUCCUGGAGCGGGGGGCAGGGCUGGAGAUACCCAACCGCAGGGGGAUGGUCCCGCUGCUUAGUGCCACCAAACAUGGACACACACAGAUUGUAGAGUUGCUGCUAAAGCAAGGUGCCGAUAUUAAUGCCACCGAAAAGCAGGGUCGCAAUGCACUGAUGCUGGCUGCCUCUGAGGGCCACGUGAGCACUGUUGAACUCCUGCUGUCAAAGGGUGCCUCUCUCUCCUCUGCCGAUCAGGAUGGGCUGACUGCACUUAGCUGGGCCUGUAUGAAGGGCCAGAAAGAUGCAGUGCAGCUUCUGGCAGAGGCAGGCGCAGACCUGAACCAACCAGACAGACAGGGACGGACUCCUCUUGACCUCUCUGCCCUUAACGGGGAUGCAGAUACAGUGCAUUGCCUGGUGGAACAUGGAGCGGUGCUGGAGAGAGCCGACAACAACAGUACCAGAGGUUCAGAUCGGACGACUGGCUGCCAGAAUCCGACUCUGGUGGCUUCGGUGCUUAAGAAAGGAUCCAAGAUGGGCUACAAAACGGCUCCACACGAUCGAUCAGGUCAUGCUACGUGGGCUAUGGCUUCCUCCAAACCAGACAUUCUCCUCAUCCUGCUGCAGAAGCUGAUGGAGGAAGGGAACAUGCUUUACAAGAAGGGACGUAUGAAGGAGGCAGGCCAGCGUUAUCAGUAUGCCCUGAGGAAGCUACCUCGUGAGGGGCAAGGAGAGGAGCUGAAAGGGCUCAAAGACCUGCGGGUCUCCCUCUUUCUAAACCUAUCCCGCUGCCGCAGGAAAACCAAUGAUUUUGGCAUAGCUGAAGAGUUUGCAACAAAAGCCCUGGAACUCAAACCCAGGUCUUAUGAAGCGUAUUAUGCCAGAGCGCGUGCCAAGAGGAGUAGCAGGCAGUUUGCUGCAGCGCUGGCAGACCUCCACGAAGCAGCACGACUCUCCCCGUCCAACCGGGAGAUCCGGCGCCUGCUGGUCCGGGUAGAGGAGGAAUGCAAACAUCAUCAGAAGGCAUCCAUCAACAACAUGGCACAGGGUUACAACAGGGACCCACACACCCACCACCAUCAAGCCGCAGAGGAGGAGGUCGACAUCUAUUCACAGGGAAGUCUAGAGAGGCAAGUCCCCGCAGAGCACACUGAUGUAGAGAAGGAGGAAGAGAAGGAGGAAGGCGAGGAGGCGAGCCUGCAGUGUGGGAAAAGUCCAGAAUUUUGGCCUCUGAAUCCGUACGGUCCAAACAGGACUCUCCCUGGAGGUUUGGCCUUUGGUCCAACAGAUCAGUUGCCAUGUUUCCCACAAGAGGAAUAUGUGCAGAACCAACUGUUUGUGGACAUGCCCGAGUCUGUUCCUGUGAUCAACAGGCAGACCCAGAACCAGGGACUCAGCAGGACUCAUCACCACUGCCACUCCCUCCAGUCAGGGAGCAGAGUUGGGGGCAGGCCUCUCUCUCUGUGUGGCCCCUCCAGUCCUCUGCCAGGCAGACACAUCUCCACCUCCCUAAGGCCUGCACCGGUGCUGGGUAUUGACAUCGGCCAUGGAUUAGCCAACGAACACUCUGGACACAGCCCGACUGAGCUCUAUCACCCCAUGUCCCCUAACAGCUCCUCCCCACCUGGGCCACUCCAGAUGUACCAGCCCCGACCCUCCGGCUUCUCCCGGGGCUCCGAGAGACUCUCCAGCCACUCUGGGGCUCUGGAUGGCCUGGCUCUCGCUCUGGGGUCUGGUAUGGAGGUUAGGAGGGAGGGUGGUGGAGGAGGAGGAGGAACAGCAGGCUCAAGGGGCUCCAGCUCCAGUCAGGCCUCCAGUGGGAACCUGUCAGACGGCGGCAGGCAGCAGGUGCCGGACGCCCCGUGCCCCAUCAAGAGCAGCGGUAGCUUCAAGUCCAAACCAGAGCUAAAGCCCCGACCCUUCAUGGGAGUAAUGGACAAAUCAGUGCGAGUCCAGGGCCAGCAGACCUCCGGCCUGAGCCGACAGGGACAGGGAGGAGGGCUGGAGAGUUUCAGUAUGUCAGUAAUGGAGUUUCAAGGGCUAAACAAUGAAUUCAAAUGCCCGUCAUUCCAGGAGCAGCUUUCUGUAAGUCAGGCCAACAGCCAGCAGCAGGGCCGGGAGUUUGGAGAGCGGCUCCACCAGCGAGAGGCUAGAGGCAACGCGUCCUCCCAGCUACGCUUCCCUGACGGGAGGCACAGACAGGCGAGUCUAACGAGAGACAACCCGGCUCUGCACAUGGCUCCGAUCAAACCCAAGCGCUCAUUUAUAGAGUCCAACGUCUGAAUAUAUUACUUUAUAAAAGCACAGACACAGGCUGUUUUCAAGAAACUAUGUCCCACAUAAGGUAGCAAGGGAGACUGGUUUGAGAACAGCUCCCUUCCCUGAGCCUGUUUUGUAGAGUUAUGCUGCUGCACUGCAUUUACAAUCUAGAACCAGUGUUCAACUCAGGCUACUAUGCUUUUGCUUACAUGUCUACAGCUACACUAGUGUAUUGAAGAAAACCAGACAUACCUUAAGUAGGGAUUUCAAAAAAUGAGUAGAAUAUUGUCUCAACUUUUAAUUUAUUAUAACAAAUAUAGAAAUCAGAGAAAGCUUUGUGCACAAAUAUAAAAAACCUCAUGCUAUUAGUUGCUGGAUAUGACCAUUUCUAUUGUCAAGUGUCUUUUAAAAAACAUUUAUAUUUGUACGGUGUACACUAUAUUUGCAGAUUAUAUAUUUCCCUGUAAGUGGUUAUCUGUCUGCAUUACAGGCUUCAAAAGAAAUUACUUUGUGUGCUUGAGAUUCUUUUUCUUGGUACAAUUUGAUUAAAAAAGGAGCUGUACAUGACAUUGUUGGAAAACUUCUUAUCAUAAUCUAAUAUUGAAUUGAUUGCUUCAAUACUUACAGUAUAUGCUAUUUAUUUUUGCAUAGCAGAGAACAUAUUCAUAUGAAAUGUUUACUGGUUUGUUUGGAGAGCGAGAGAGAGACAGAGAGAGACACGGAGAGAGCUUUUAUACAAGCAGCAGUUGAGGAUAGAAAAUCUUAAGAGACUUCGUACUUUGCUGUAUGUCCAUAGUUGUCAUAUACCCUUUUCAGAGUCAUACUACAGAUUACAGAAUGUUGCCACAUUAUUAUUGUGGUAUAAUAAAAUAUUAAUGGGUACCACAUUUCUACAUCUACUUCUUUCACUGUAUAAUCCAUAAAAUGUUGCCUAAGCUGUGUAUGGAUGGAUAAAAGGAUUCACAGUACAACCUAACUCUAAACUGACAUUUAACCACGCCAUCAGAAUAAAGUACUUGUAUAAAAA